AAGCACACACACACACACACAGAGACAGCAGCGUGCGCGUGCGAGCGAGUAGCAGCCAGCCGCGCAGGCGCGUGGAGCCUCGAGCCACCAUCUACCGGGCCAACAUGGAGAGAAAAGUUCUCGCCCUCCAGGCCAGGAAGAAAAGGGGCAAAGCCAAGAAAGCAACUAAGAAGCCAGCUCAUCAACCGAGAGGAGCAUCGCAGCAGCAGCAGCAACAACAACAACAACAACAGCAACAGCAACAGCAGCUCCCUGCAGAACCGCAGCAGCAGGAGCCUGAUGAAGAGAUUCUAGGCUCUGAUGAUGAGGAGCAGGAAGAUCCCAAUGACUACUGCAAAGGUGGCUACCACCAUGUGAAAAUAGGAGACCUGUAUAAUGGGAAGUAUCAUGUGAUCCGUAAGCUGGGCUGGGGCCAUUUUUCCACAGUGUGGCUUGCCUGGGACAUUCAAGGAAAGCGAUUUGUGGCAAUGAAAGUGGUAAAGAGUGCAGAGCACUACACAGAGACAGCCCUGGAUGAGAUAAAGCUGCUGAGAUCUGUAAGAAACACUGACCCCGAUGAUCCAAACAGAGAGAUGGUAGUUCAGCUGUUGGAUGAUUUCAAAAUAUCUGGCGUCAAUGGAACGCAUGUGUGCAUGGUAUUUGAAGUGUUGGGACAUCAUUUACUCAAAUGGAUUAUCAAGUCUAACUAUCAAGGUUUACCCCUACCUUGUGUCAAAAGCAUCAUUCGGCAGGUUUUGCAGGGCCUCGAUUACUUGCACACAAAGUGUAAGAUUAUCCACACGGACAUAAAGCCAGAGAACAUACUGAUGAGUGUGGAUGAGUCAUAUGUGAGAAGACUGGCAGCUGAAGCCACAGAAUGGCAGAAAGCCGGCGCCCCCCCUCCGUCUGGAUCUGCAGUGAGUACAGCACGAGUUCCUAAACAGGCAUCCAAAAUGUCAAAGAACAAAAAGAAGAAGUUGAAAAAGAAGCAGAAGCGUCAGGCAGAGCUGCUGGAGAAAUGCAUUCAGGACCUAGAAGAAAUGGAGAAUGGGACUGAGGUUGCCGAAGAGGACGAAGAUGACCCACAGUCUCCUAAGUCACCUGUUUGUGCGCCUCUUAGACAAGCCUCUAUGCAGGAUAUUGGUGAUGAGGAAGUAAUAGGACAGUCUUUAAUGGCUAACCCCAGAGAGCGCCUCACUUCUGGUGCCUCAGAUGAACUCAACUGUAAUGGCCACCUGCCUGGGAGCCAAGUCCUACCUGAGGAAGAAUUAGAUGAAAUCAAGCAACAAAUGCAGCUGAAGCAGGAAGACCAGCACAAUGCUAAUGCAGGACCUUCAUGGGACAUACCCCAGAGCCCUUAUGAGUAUUGUAACGGGCUGUAUUCUCCUGAUGCUGAUCAGAGUCACAGCAAUGGAGACGUGAGGGAAGAGGAAGAAGAUUACAAACUGCAGGGAAGACCAGUGCCUGCCAGAGAUAAGCAGUCCACACCACAGAAUGCCAAGAUGACAGCGGGGAGCCUUCUAAUCAAUCCCUUGGAACCACUAAAUUCAGACAAGAUCAAGGUUAAGAUCGCUGACUUGGGCAAUGCAUGCUGGGUGCACAAACACUUCACUGAGGACAUACAGACAAGGCAGUAUCGUUCCCUGGAGGUGCUGAUUGGUUCAGGUUACAGUACACCAGCUGAUAUAUGGAGCACUGCUUGUAUGGCGUUUGAACUGGCCACUGGAGACUACUUGUUUGAACCCCACUCAGGUGAAGAUUACUCCAGAGAUGAAGACCACAUUGCUUUGAUCAUUGAGCUGUUGGGGAUGAUCCCGCGCAAACUCAUAAUUGCGGGAAAGUACUCCAAGGACUUUUUCACCAAGAAAGGUGACCUGAAGCAUAUCACCAAGCUGAAGCCGUGGGGUCUGCUGGAGGUGCUGUUGGAUAAAUAUGAGUGGUCUCAAGAGGACGCUGAGACCUUUGCGGACUUCCUGCUUCCCAUGCUUGAACUCAUCCCUGAGAAACGAGCCACGGCAGCCGAAUGCCUGCGCCAUCCAUGGCUUGCCCUCUAGUGGCUCAUUUAACUUACUGCAGCCCCAUUUUCCUCCACUUCCACAUGAGAGACUGCAACAUAUCACUUUCCAGUUUGAGUGCAUACCAGAAUAGUACUUGUAAUUAUUUGUUUGUGUGUGUUUUCUUGUAUGUUUCACCUGAGAAAUGCGUUAUUAUCCUGGUGUUUUUUAUGUCUUGAGACUUAUUUCCUGAGGCAAUGUUUAUCCUCAAGCUCUACCCCCCCCCCCCCCCCCCCCUAAAUUUGCACAACAGUUUUAGGGAACAUCUCUUGUAUUAUUCUAGCUGUGUGAUACAUCCUAAAAGAUCAGAUUUCUGUAUUUUGAUAGGCUUUAACUGACCAUGGGGUUGUUGUAAGGGCACAUAUUGUGAGUCACUUUUGUUACAUGUUUCCUAGUUUUGGGAGUGCGCACACCAGAUAUUGAAAAGGAACCAUUAGGUUUACAUCAUAAUUGUAAAAAAAAUGCAUUUAAAUGAAUUGUAGUUUAUUUUAGGAAAUGCCAUACCACUGUGUAAUUUUGUCUCUAAAAGUGUCAGUUAUUUUCUGUUUGUCGUGUCACUUUUGGUCAAAUCUGAGUACACUUGGAGGGUUGCUUUCUCGCUUUCUAUGCUUCCAAGAAAAUGAGUAGCUGUUAAACACCACCGAAAAGAUAGUUGUGGAAAGUAUGUGUUUGAGUGUGAGGGAGAGAGACUGACUGACUGAGUGGGUGAGUGUGUGCGCAUGUGUGUGUUUGUCUUGUUAGUGUAUAUAUGUGUACCAAAGACUUUGCCUUGAUCUGUAUAUUACAGCCAUGUACAGUUUUUAAAGAAAUCGUACUAUUAAUAACUAAGAUUAUUUAGCUGGACAGUAAUGUUUUAAUAAAAUAUUUGGAAGAGGGAUGAAAUUUGAUUUCUUUCU
This is a messenger RNA of Hemibagrus wyckioides, 2929 nucleotides long. RefSeq names its product SRSF protein kinase 1a (gene srpk1a). The record is from RefSeq and is a predicted model, not a curated record. Gene Ontology annotation, molecular function: protein kinase activity; ATP binding. Gene Ontology annotation, biological process: spliceosomal complex assembly; regulation of mRNA processing; protein phosphorylation. Bases 105 to 2033 code for a protein of 642 amino acids. The transcript has 16 exons. NCBI's taxonomy places the organism in Eukaryota, Metazoa, Chordata, Actinopteri, Siluriformes, Bagridae.